Molecule: messenger RNA, 1569 nt
Organism: Lichtheimia ornata
Lineage: Eukaryota; Fungi; Mucoromycota; Mucoromycetes; Mucorales; Lichtheimiaceae
Exons: 2
Coding region: 1-1569 (522 amino acids)
Molecular function (GO): protein binding
Source: RefSeq, a predicted model, not a curated record
AUGCUGGAGCGAUUGCCAACCGAGAUUCUAUGCGAGAUUGUCCACGACUUUUCUCGACGCGACUUUAUUGAAUGUGUACAAGUGAAUCGCUAUUGGCGUCAGCGUCUCCCACCCUACUCGAGUCACCUAUGGAAGCAUGUGGAUAUCAAGACCCAUGACCAUCUCAUUUUCCUUGCACAGACCUCAUGUUUUGGCCAGUAUAUCGAUUCAUGCAAGAUCACCAUGCUCAGCAAGGACGCAUUGCUGUAUCAUGCACUCGAACAACUACAAGGAUAUCAUUUACAAUCUCUUGUACUGGAUUACUUCAGGAUUGAGGAUAACGAGCGCCUUAUUGAUCUCUUGAAAAAUGUGAGGUGCGAAUCACUCAAAUUCACUGGUGUCACUGGUGCAUGCUUGGACUUUGUUGGGAUCAUUACAGCUUCCAGUGGUGGUGUUGGUGGUGACGGUCAUAUGCGACAUUUUGCAUGCCAUUACGACUUGAUGUAUCCGAUGCUUAUGUUUGAUGAUGAUGAUGAUGACAUGUGCCUAUAUCCUCCGCCGGCUCCUCCUUUGCCCAAUACAAAUGGUCUUGGAUUGGUGUCCUUGGCAUUGACAACCCAAAAUCUUCAAGUUGACUGGAUGGGUCUCUUACAACGAUGCUCAACAACAUUGCAACAUCUUCAUAUCGAUGUUACAGAUCCCAUCAUCUGCCGCGACAUAAUGAACGCCUGUCCUCAACUGCAAUCCAUGUUUAUUGGCGAAUUUGCUGUACCUGAAAUAGUAACGUGGCCACCACCACCACCAUCAUCCUCUGACAAGCCGGGUUUACGACACCUUGGUUACUAUGGACAAUGCCAUGACAUCGACAUUAUGGAAUUUGUAUUGGAACAUCAACACACACUUGAGACUCUUUACUUUGAUACGUGUAUCCCUAUACAAAUUCCACCAUGGAGCGACAUCAAUGCCUUCCAAUCCACUUCUCUCAAGACUCUUGUAUCCUCUCACACACAUGAAACUUUGCCAGAUACCCUUGUGCACUUGAUUCGACAAUCAUCCAACCUUGAAACGGUGGUACUACAUCAAGUGAAUUCUGCCAGUGAUAAGAUAUGGGAUACACUUAUGAACCUUGAUACACUGCAAAACCUUUCGCUUCACGUGCAUAUAUGGGAAUACGACCCUAAUCGUGCUUGGGAAUGGCAUACAUUGAUCCAUCGAUUGGGGACGAUGACCACCUUGCGUCAACUAGAACUCGUAGCGCUGGAUGGAGCCAAAAGUAUUGAGUGUGCUCAGUUAUUUCGGAUGUUGGAUGGGAUACAACUCGUGAAGCUACGCUUGCUAUCGAUUCAUGUAUUGAGUGACAGGACAUUGGAAGCACUUUUACCCCAUGCGCCAUUGAUGGAACAAGUGGAUAUUGUCGACUGCCCUAUUGUCACUACCUGUGGUAUCAAGGCCCUUAUCGAUGGAUUACCCAAGGUGCGCAAUGUCACGUUCUUACUCUCCAAGGAACAAAGGAUACCAGAUGAUGUUGAUGAAUUGACUAGCUAUGCAAAAGGAAAAGGAGUCAAACUUGUUGUAGAUAGCUUGGAUUAA